Messenger RNA from Plutella xylostella (diamondback moth), 1195 nucleotides. It is a transcript of the gene Sec13, whose product is annotated as nuclear pore and COPII coat complex component secretory 13. Lineage: Eukaryota; Metazoa; Arthropoda; Insecta; Lepidoptera; Plutellidae. Gene Ontology annotation, molecular function: protein binding; structural molecule activity. Gene Ontology annotation, biological process: COPII-coated vesicle budding; protein import into nucleus; positive regulation of TOR signaling. The record is from RefSeq and is a predicted model, not a curated record. Gene Ontology annotation, cellular component: nuclear pore outer ring; COPII vesicle coat.
CACGUCAACUUAUUUGACAGGUGCCGUGUUGAGCUGUGUGUAUUUUAUCCGCGUUUUGUAAUUUUAUAAACAUUUACGAUGAUUUCUGUGCUAAAUACUAUCGAUACGGGCCAUGAAGACAUGAUACACGAUGCCGAACUCGACUACUACGGGUUACGGCUCGCAACUUGUUCCUCAGAUAACUCUGUGAAGAUUUACGACAUCAAGAGUGGAACUCAAACCCUUGUGGCAGACCUGAAGGGCCACUUCGGUCCCGUGUGGCAGGUCGCGUGGGCUCACCCCAAGUACGGCAACCUGCUGGCUUCAUGCUCCUACGACAGGAAAGUUAUUAUUUGGAAAGAGGCGGGAGAAUGGACAAAGCUGUACGAAUACACAGGGCAUGAAAGCUCAGUAAACUCUGUGGCGUGGGCGCCGGCCGAGUACGGGCUGAUCCUCGCGUGCUGUAGCUCCGACGGGUCCAUCUCUAUCAUCUCCUACAACCAGGAUGGUGGCAACUGGGAGUCCAAGAAGAUCACCGGAGCACAUGCCAUAGGCUGUAACUCAAUCAGCUGGUGCCCGGCUAUAUCUGCUGACCUCAGCUUAGACCCUCUUAGCAAUAAAGAUGCUCCUAAAAGAUUAGUGUCUGGUGGAUGUGACAAUCUUAUCAAGAUCUGGCGAGAGCAAGGUGACCAAUGGAUGGAAGAGAACCGUCUGGAGAUGCACAUGGACUGGGUGCGCGACGUGGCGUGGGCGCCGUCCCUCGGCCUGCAGGAGUCCAUGAUCGCCAGCUGCUCGCAGGACAAGCGCGUCGUCAUCUGGACCAGUGACGACAACGUCUCCUGGACACCAACCAUUCUCAACACCUUUGACGACGUAGUAUGGAGCGUCAGCUGGUCGUUAACAGGAAAUAUCUUGGCAGUGUCUGGUGGAGACAACAAGGUCAGCCUCUGGAGGGAAGGCACGGAUGGCCAGUGGUCCUGCAUCAGUGAAGUAGCCAAAGGUCUAGGACAAACACCUAGUGAAGAAAGAAGUACUCUGUAACAGGCUGGUCUAAAUACUUGUUUCCAUUGAUUAUUGUGUUAAAUGAUGAUAGUAUGUAAUGCUUAUGUAAUAUAAUAGUGAUAAUUUAAUAAUAUGUACUAAUUUCGUUUCUUUUGAACUUCUUUCAAUAACUUUAGUGUUCUUUAUAAUUUAAUAAAGUAUGUAAGAGUUUAUA